Molecule: messenger RNA, 1143 nt
Organism: Parastagonospora nodorum SN15
Lineage: Eukaryota; Fungi; Ascomycota; Dothideomycetes; Pleosporales; Phaeosphaeriaceae
Exons: 2
Coding region: 1-1143 (380 amino acids)
Biological process (GO): isoprenoid biosynthetic process; ergosterol biosynthetic process
Cellular component (GO): cytoplasm
Molecular function (GO): mevalonate kinase activity; ATP binding
Source: RefSeq, a predicted model, not a curated record
AUGGAGCACACGUGGGACAUUGACGAAUUGCCAUGGGACAGCUUCUCGAAGCCAGGGAAGAAGAAAUACUACUAUGACCUCGUCACGUCUCUCGACCCCGACCUCAUGGCUGCCAUACAACCCUUCAUCGACGAAGUGUCGCCCAAAGCCCCCGAAUCGAUACGUGCGUUGAGUGGUCCGCACCAGGACCAGCCCCCUCAGGAGUGCGAACUCAACAUUGAGCGCAUCAACCGAUGGUCGUUCGUGGGCGAGAUGUGUAUACACGGCAACCCGUCGGGUGUGGACAACACAGUGUCGUCAGGUGGCAAGGCGGUACUGUUUCAACGGCGAGACUAUGACAAGCCCCCGCUGGUGAUACCACUACACAGCUUUCCAGAGCUCCCACUUCUUCUCGUCAACACACGACAGUCGCGGAGCACCGCGACCGAGGUUGCCAAGGUUGCAAACCUGAAAGCCACGCAUCCCGCUCUUACGGAGAACAUUCUCAACGCGAUUGGCCUGGUCACAGAGUCGGCGCACAAGCUACUUACUUCACCGGACUUCGACUCCACCUCGCACGCCUCGUUGAAGUAUCUUGGUGAGCUUGUGACGAUAAACCAUGGCUUGCUUGUCUCCCUAGGCGUGUCGCAUCCAAAGCUUGAACGCAUUCGCGAAAUCAUCGACCACACUGGUAUUGGCUGGACCAAAUUGACCGGUGCCGGUGGCGGAGGCUGCGCAAUCACCAUAUUGAAGCCGCAACCGCCUGCGCUCACGAACGGCCACGCCAAUGGUACUCAUCAUCACGACUCGUCAGACGAUUCCGACACAUCCUCCGAAGUCGACUGCAGCGCGUCGAUCAUUUCGAGCAGCACGAAGCUCAAAUACAAGAUUCUGGACUCGCUGGAGGUGAAGUUGGAGAAGGAGGGGUUUGAGAAGUUUGAAACUACAUUGGCUGGUGACGGUGUUGGCAUACUCUGGCCAGCGGUCUUGCAUAACGGUAAUGAGGAAGAGGGCGGAGAAGAGAUUGACCAGGAAAAGUUUUUGAAUGCAGAAGGCGUGACAGGCAUAGAAAGACUGGUGGGCGUGGCAAGUUCGAGGCGGAAGAACGACCGUGAAGUGAGGGAAGGUUGGAAAUUUUGGCGGCCAUGGGAGGUCCCAGAGUAA